This is a messenger RNA of Phyllostomus hastatus (greater spear-nosed bat), 1152 nucleotides long. RefSeq names its product speedy/RINGO cell cycle regulator family member A (gene SPDYA). The transcript is spliced from 7 exons. Gene Ontology annotation, molecular function: protein kinase binding. Lineage: Eukaryota; Metazoa; Chordata; Mammalia; Chiroptera; Phyllostomidae. Bases 180 to 1121 code for a protein of 313 amino acids. Gene Ontology annotation, biological process: G1/S transition of mitotic cell cycle; positive regulation of cyclin-dependent protein serine/threonine kinase activity; positive regulation of cell population proliferation. Gene Ontology annotation, cellular component: nucleoplasm. The record is from RefSeq and is a predicted model, not a curated record.
AGCUGAUUGGCCCGCGCUGGCCCCGCUCUCCAUUGGCCGGAGGUCUUCGAGCAGGUCGUGCAGCUGUGGAGCGACCUGCGAGCUACCGUUUGAGGCCCGGGGGCGUCUGGGGGAGGCUGACCGCCCGCCCGGCCCUUGUCGCCAGCCCCAGGUUUUCGCAGGAAUCUUGGGAAACCAAAAUGAGGCAUAAUCAGCUGUAUUGUGAGACACCACCUACUGUUACUGUUCAUGUAAAAUCUGGGUCAAGUAGAUCACAUCAGCCUAAAAAACCUAUUAAUUUGAAGCGCCCUAUUUUUAAAGAUUGUAGGCCAGCAUCUGAAAAAAAUGUGCAGAUUAGCAACAAGUCUAAACGCCCCAAAGGACCCUGUCUGGUUAUACAGCGCCAGGAAAUGACUGCUUUCUUUAAAUUAUUUGAUGAUGAUUUGAUUCAAGAUUUCUUGUGGAUGGACUGCUGCUGUAAAAUUGCAGACAAGUAUCUUUUGGCUAUGACCUUUGUUUAUUUCAAGAGGGCUAAAUUUACUAUAAAUGAGCAUACAAGGAUAAAUUUCUUUAUUGCUCUGUACCUGGCUAAUACAGUAGAAGAAGAUGAAGAAGAAUCCAAAUAUGAAAUAUUUCCAUGGGCUUUAGGGAAAAACUGGAGAAAAUUGUUCCCUAAUUUCUUAAAGCUAAGGGAUCAACUCUGGGAUAGAAUUGACUAUAGGGCUAUUGUAAGCAGGCGAUGCUGUGAGGAGGUUAUGGCCAUUGCUCCAACCCAUUACAUAUGGCAACGAGAACGCUCUGUGCAUCAUAGUGGAGCUGUUAGAAACUACAACAGAGAUGAAGUUCAACUGCCCCGGGGACCUAGUGCCACACCGGUAGAUUGCUCCCUCUGUGGUAAAAAAGGAAGAUAUGUUAGACUGGGAUUGUCUUCGUCAUCAUCUUCAUCCAGUGAUACAGUACAGGUGAUGGAAAAACAUUCUCAGGAAUCACACAACCCAUUCUCAAUGGGCAUGAUAGUUGAUCCUUCUCAAGCUUAUAGCUAUUCUCAAGUAGCCAAUGACCAUCAAUCAAACAAAGAAAAGAAAACUAAUUUCAUGAAGAAAGACAAAUCUAUGGAGUGGUUUACAGGAAGUGAAGAAUGAGAUGGCUCAACUAAACCAACCUGGAAUCAUA